AAAAGUUCCCCCUCCUUGAUCGAGCCUUCGAGAGAGCCGGAGGUGUUGGUAUGGAUGCAAACGCCCUCUUCGCUCUGAACAAGAAGAAGGGCAAGGCCCAAGCUAAGAAGAAGGACCCUUCGGGCCAGCAGCCCGUUGAGGCCUUCUUCCAGAAGGAGAUGCUGGAGCCCUCUGCUGUGGCUGCCGCCGCUGAUGUGGCCGGGGGGGCACGAAGAAGAAGAAGGGUAGCAAGGGGGUUGAGCCCCCUGCCAAGAAGCAGAAAGUUGCCGGGGAUGUUGCUGAGAAAGCGGCCCCCAUGGUGAUUAUAGAGGAUCGGUCCUCUGCUGAGCCCUCGGCUGCGACCGCACUGACGGCCCCUUCCAGCGACCCUUCGGGAGAAUUCCCUCGGGAGACCUUGCACGUUCCCCUCGUCAAGGGGACUGCAGUGAUGCAUGGCACAAUAGAUCCGAAGGAUUUCCUGGGGAGCAUCACCUCGGACCUGGAUAGGAAGGCCCUCGGGACCUACGAUGACAAGGCCCUCGAGAACAAGAUCCUCCGGUCUUCCCUCACCGCCUGCAUAGCUCUCGGCGAGCAAGUCCGUGGCUGGAAGAAUGGCGCCUCCAGAAAGCCCAGCAGGAGGAGUCCCUGAAGAAGCUUAUCCUUGAAAAAGAUGCUUCCCUUAGGGAAAUGUGCAAGCUGGA
Messenger RNA from Cuscuta europaea, 680 nucleotides. The record is from the annotation of a GenBank genome assembly. NCBI's taxonomy places the organism in Eukaryota, Viridiplantae, Streptophyta, Magnoliopsida, Solanales, Convolvulaceae.